AUUCAAUACUAUCACCAAUAAUAAGCAUGCCAACCUUAACUAAAGCAAAGCCCGGGAAACAGAAACUCGCUCCGGAGAAGGAACGAUUCCUUCAAUGUUGUGGAGACAUUUCUCUUGAACUUGUGGCUUCACUUAAGAAUUCAAAAGAUAUUAAUUUGAAUGGACUUAUCAUUAGAUAUGCUAAGAAGUAUAAACUUAAACAACAACCUCGAUUAACUGAUAUUAUUAGUUCUAUUCCUGAUCAAUAUAAAAAGUACCUUAUUCCCAAACUUAAAGCCAAACCUGUUCGUACAGCUUCAGGAAUUGCUGUAGUUGCAGUUAUGUGUAAACCUCAUAGAUGUCCUCAUAUUGCUUAUACUGGGAAUAUUUGUGUUUAUUGUCCUGGAGGUCCAGAUUCUGAUUUUGAAUAUUCAACUCAAUCAUAUACUGGUUAUGAACCAACAUCUAUGAGAGCCAUUCGUGCAAGAUAUGAUCCCUAUGAACAAGCUAGAGGUAGAAUUGAUCAAUUACGUCAAUUAGGUCAUUCAAUUGAUAAAGUUGAAUAUAUUAUUAUGGGUGGUACAUUUAUGUCAUUACCAAUAGAUUAUAGAGAAGGAUUUAUAACUCAAUUACAUAAUGCCCUUACUGGAUUUAAUGGGAAAGAUAUUGAUGAAGCCAUUAAAUUUUCUCAACAAUCUCAAACUAAAUGUGUAGGUAUAACUAUUGAAACAAGACCUGAUUAUUGUACAGAAACUCAUUUAAGUGAUAUGUUAAAAUAUGGUUGUACUCGUUUAGAAAUUGGAGUUCAAUCAGUAUAUGAAGAUGUAGCAAGAGAUACUAAUAGAGGUCAUACUGUUAAAUCAGUAUGUGAAACAUUUGCUAUAGCAAAAGAUGCUGGUUAUAAAGUUGUAAGUCAUAUGAUGCCUGAUCUUCCAAAUGUUGGAAUGGAAAGAGAUUUAGAACAAUUUAAAGAAUAUUUUGAAAAUCCUGAAUUUAGAACUGAUGGUCUUAAAUUAUAUCCUACAUUAGUUAUUCGUGGUACCGGACUUUAUGAAUUAUGGAAAAAGGGAUUAUAUAAAUCUUAUAAUGCUAAUGCAUUAAUAGAUUUAGUAGCAAGAAUACUUGCACUUGUACCACCUUGGACAAGAAUUUAUAGAGUUCAACGUGAUAUUCCAAUGCCACUUGUAACAUCAGGAGUUGAAAAUGGUAAUUUACGUGAAUUAGCUCUUGCAAGAAUGGAAGAUUUUGGUACAUCAUGUCGUGAUGUAAGAACUAGAGAAGUUGGAAUUCAAGAAGUUCAUAAUAAAGUAGUACCUGAUAAUAUUGAACUUAUUAGACGAGAUUAUUAUGCUAAUGGAGGUUGGGAAACUUUCUUAUCAUAUGAAGAUCCAAAACAAGAUAUUUUAAUUGGAUUAUUAAGAUUAAGAAAAGCUACAAAGAAGUAUACAUAUCGUAAAGAACUUAAACAUCAACCUACAUCUAUUGUAAGAGAAUUACAUGUUUAUGGUUCAGUAGUUCCAUUACAUUCUCGUGAUCCUCGUAAAUUUCAACAUCAAGGUUUUGGAACUUUACUUAUGGAAGAAGCAGCAAGAAUUGCAAAACAAGAACAUGGAUCAGAAAAGAUUAGUGUUAUUUCUGGUGUAGGAGUUAGAAAUUAUUAUGCAAAAUUAGGAUAUGAAUUAGAUGGACCAUAUAUGUCAAAAUGGCUUAAGGAUGAAGAUUAUUUAUAAAAAUAAAUCAAAUCUUUUUAAAUAAGUUAUAGUAUAUAAAAGUUUA
Scheffersomyces amazonensis is the source of this 1755-nucleotide messenger RNA. It is a transcript of the gene ELP3, whose product is annotated as Elongator subunit. Gene Ontology annotation, molecular function: acyltransferase activity, transferring groups other than amino-acyl groups; iron-sulfur cluster binding. Gene Ontology annotation, cellular component: nucleus; cytoplasm; elongator holoenzyme complex. Gene Ontology annotation, biological process: tRNA wobble base 5-methoxycarbonylmethyl-2-thiouridinylation. The transcript has a single exon. Lineage: Eukaryota; Fungi; Ascomycota; Pichiomycetes; Serinales; Debaryomycetaceae. Bases 27 to 1709 code for a protein of 560 amino acids. The record is from RefSeq and is a predicted model, not a curated record.